Molecule: messenger RNA, 345 nt
Organism: Aspergillus tanneri
Lineage: Eukaryota; Fungi; Ascomycota; Eurotiomycetes; Eurotiales; Aspergillaceae
Exons: 2
Coding region: 1-345 (114 amino acids)
Source: RefSeq, a predicted model, not a curated record
AUGACUGGGCAAGUCUCACCUCUGGGAACCCCUCCAAAGCUCCAAGCUGGCUCCACCCCGCUAUACCGGCAGCCAGAUUACCCAAGCAACGUCGUGGGAGCCCAGCAACUCCAACCACUAGUGGCACAGUUCAAGGCCGAACUGCAACCGAUCCUCCGAUCUCAGGAACAGCUCUCACAGUGUGCGUCAAAGCAGGAGGUAUUGAACGAGGUGCAACAGAUGUUGCAGCAAUUCCAGCAGCAGCAUAUUAACCUAUGGGCCCAGAUGUCCCAGGUGACACAGGUUCAGUCACAGCGGGCCAUGAUUGAGUCACUGACCACGUCGCUGGACUCGGCGCAGCGUUGA